GGGAUAAUAUAACACAUGGAUGAAGGUACACUUUCUGUUGUUUGCUUUGUAGUCUUGGAGGAAGAUGAAGAUGACUUUCCUGCCACCACAAGACCAGAUAGUGAAUGCCUUCACAACAACAAUGGCAGCAAAGAGAAAUUGUUUUCCCCUGCCAGCCCAAAGGGGAUCAAUGGUAUUGACUUUAAGGGUGAGGCCAUCACCUUCAAGGCCACGACGGCAGGCAUUCUGUCUACAAUGUCUCACUGCAUUGAACUGAUGGUCAAAAGAGAGGACAGCUGGCAGAAGAGACUGGAAAAGGAGCUGGAAAAGAGGAGGAGGGUGGAGGAUGCCUUCAGAUCUGCCAUUAAUGAAUUGAAGAAGAAAUCACACUAUGGAGGCCCAGACUACGAGGAGGGACCCAACAGUCUGAUCAAUGAAGAUGAGUUCUUUGAUGCAGUGGAAGCUGCACUUGACAGACAAGACAAGAUCGAAGAGCAGUGCCAGUCAGAGAAGGUCAGGAUACCUCGACUAACUCCUGUUCCUUCUGGAGACGCCUACACCACCAUCGGCACACACAGAUUUUCCACCAAGGUGGAAGAGAUGGUGCAGAAUCACAUGACGUACUCUCUGCAGGAUGUGGGUGGAGAUGCCAACUGGCAGCUGGUUAUAGAGGAGGGAGAGAUGAAGGUGUACAGGAGGGAAGUGGAGGAGAACGGGAUUGUUCUGGACCCUCUCAAAGCUACGCAUGCUGUGAAAGGUGUGACGGGACAUGAGGUCUGUCACUAUUUCUGGGACACUGCUGUCCGAAUGGACUGGGAGACCACCAUAGAAAACUUCACCAUCUUGGAAACGCUCUCAGAAAACGCCAUCAUAGUUUACCAGUUGCACAAGAGGGUGUGGCCUGCCUCUCAGAGAGACGUACUCUAUCUGUCAGCCAUCAGGAAGAUCCUGGCAACUAAUGAAAAUGAUCCAGACACAUGGCUGGUCUGCAACUUCUCUGUGGAUUACGACAACGCUCCUCCAACAAACAGAUGUGUUCGUGCCAAAAUCAAUGUUGCCAUGAUCUGUCAAACGUUGGUCAGCCCACCAGAGGGCGACAAGGAGAUCAGCAGAGACAACAUCCUCUGUAGAAUCACCUACGUUGCCAAUGUAAAUCCAGGAGGCUGGGCUCCAGCCUCGGUCCUUAGAGCUGUGGCCAAGAGGGAGUACCCCAAGUUCCUGAAACGCUUCACCUCCUAUGUCCAGGAAAAAACUGCCAGCAAGCCCAUCCUCUUCUAAACCCCAAAAGAAUGAGGACACGCCCACAGAAAAGACCUCCUUUCAGUGUCUACGUUAGCCACUUGCCCUCCAACUAGAUUGUGUUCUCAAACCUCCACUUUUUGGACAGCAGGGUGUCAAACAGACCGCCUAUUUUUUGAAGACUGGCUUUUCAUCCGUCAGUAGGGACUUAAGACCAUCUCGCCUGUGUUUGUAUGUAAAUUGAACUGUUUCCUAAGUGGGUUUUGAAUUGUUGACAGUUAUUUGCUAUUUUGUAAAUUGUUUUGUACAUUUCUUAUGAUCACAUAUUUCUUGUUUGGGUUUGCUUUAAUCACUAGUGUUACAGCUGCUUUUUCUACUGCUAAGGUUUGUACCGUGUGCAAGAACGGCGGGUGGAUCCCAUCGAUGGGGAGAAGUAUUGAUUCACUUUGCGUCAGUGUUUCCUCUUUCUUGCCUUCUCUUGUCCCUCUGGUGACGACUAUCUGCAGUUUGAUGGAGGGUCAGAGCCCAAAGCUUUGGAAAUCAUUGCAUUUCUAGACCAUUGUAAAGUAGAUUUCAGUGAGCACUAUGGGCAUGUUGUAUUGUACAUAGAAAACACAAGAUGUUUGUUAGUUUACUAAUGUGACUAAUGUGAAUUGACUGUUAAAUGCUUGAAUUUGAUGACGGUAGCAGGCCCAGGAAAUCCCAAAUGGGAGACAAAGAACAUUCAUGAAAGUUUUAACUUGUUUUUGGGUAUUUGUGAUGGACAACUGAACAUCUACAGUAUUCAUAAUUUAGUACACUUUGAUGUUGAGUCGCCGUCAGUGUCCCUAUUAAUUCGGUUUUUGACAUAUAUUUACCAUCUCCAUGAUCUUAAAAAAGCCUCUUUCAUUGCAACGAGUGGAUGAUUUAGAUGUUGUUUCCCUCCUUUUUUGUGGUGGUUGUUGUGGUGGGGGCGUUACUACAAGUAUAAAUUGUCCCAAGUGGUUUUGAGACAUUUCCAUACUGAAUGUGUACUGCACCAAUGCUCUGAUUGGUUAAAACACAACUCAACAGUAAUAACAGCAUGUUGCAGUAAUACUACUAGUAACCCAGUAGCGCCAUUUGGUUGUUAUCCAUGUUUGUGUCCACAGAACUCUAUUGCUAGGUGUGGCUAUGACACAAGAUCUUGCUGGAUUUUCGCCAGAAUUUAAAAUGGCAAGAGGAUUUCCACAAAAAAAAAAAAAAAA
Molecule: messenger RNA, 2444 nt
Organism: Thalassophryne amazonica
Lineage: Eukaryota; Metazoa; Chordata; Actinopteri; Batrachoidiformes; Batrachoididae
Product: ceramide transfer protein-like
Exons: 12
Coding region: 16-1257 (413 amino acids)
Biological process (GO): ER to Golgi ceramide transport
Cellular component (GO): Golgi apparatus
Molecular function (GO): phosphatidylinositol-4-phosphate binding
Source: RefSeq, a predicted model, not a curated record